Messenger RNA from Colletotrichum spaethianum, 1374 nucleotides. RefSeq names its product efflux pump ustT. Bases 1 to 1374 code for a protein of 457 amino acids. Gene Ontology annotation, cellular component: membrane. The transcript has 5 exons. The record is from RefSeq and is a predicted model, not a curated record. Gene Ontology annotation, biological process: transmembrane transport. Lineage: Eukaryota; Fungi; Ascomycota; Sordariomycetes; Glomerellales; Glomerellaceae. Gene Ontology annotation, molecular function: transmembrane transporter activity.
AUGGCGCCAACGAAGCCCGUAGAUGUUGAUGAACAUGUUGGAGAGAGGCCGUCCGAGGAGGAGACGCCACUGCUUGGCUACGACCCACAGAGCUCAGUGCUCCCAAGCAAGGGCAAUCGAACCAAAAUUAUUGGCUUGGCAAUGACCUACAUCAUUAUCAUCGAGAUCGGAUCAUACCUCCAGAUUCCACCGUCCUAUCAGCUUUUGGAAAAUAUUAUCUGUCGCAAGUACUUCCCCGAUCACAUUCUUUCGGAUGUAGAUACCGAUGUUUGCAAGACUCCUGAGGUCCAGGGUGAACUGGCCAUGAUCAAAGGCUGGCAAGCCUCAUUAGAUUGCGUCGCCCUUCUGUUCCCCGAGAUCCUCCCUCCGUGGACCAUAUGGAUCGGAUCUGUUUUUCACUUUAUUGGCGGAGGCGUAGGUAUGGUGAACGCCAUGAUCUGGACCAUGAUAUCUGACGUAGUCCCCGUCUCCGAGCUAAUUGGGGCAACUGCCGUGGCGGGAGAGCUUGUCGUCGUACCCCUCAGUGCCGCGCUCCUGAACAAGAACCCAUGGCUUCCCCUUACCCUCGGCAUGGCCUUCUUAAUGAUAGGAACAUGCAUCCCACCUUUCAUUCCAGAAACGCUUAAGGUGCGCAGGGCCGCCGAUCGCCAGGCAGAGCAAUCGCUGCACGACACAGAAAAUGGCGCAAAAGACACACGCACGCUGUGGGAGCAAAUCGUUUUUCCCGUGAAGAACGACGUAGGCCAUGUCUACAACUUUCUGCUCAAGUCAAGAAGUGUGGCUGUUCUUUUACUUAGUUUCAACUUGACAGUUGUUGUCAAGUAUACCAAGAUUGAGAUCAUGUCGCAAUAUGUCCACAAUCUGUUCAACUGGUCGUGGGCAAAGUCCACUCUCCUUGGAACGGUCUCAACCGUCACUAACAUGGUCAUGUUGCUUGUGGUGCUUCCGGGAAUCAGUCAGCUCAUUACCAAACGGACAGGCGUGCAUCCCCUGAUCCGCGACCUUUGGCUCACCCGUGUAACGGGAAUCCUAUUGGCUACUGGCUGUUUCAUGGUGGCCAUCGCUUUUGCGCCUUGGUUCAUCAUCUGCGCUCUUGUCAUCUUUUCGAUGGGAUCCUGCUACACAAACAUCUGCCGAGCAAUGCUCAAUGCCAUUGUUGAGCCACACUCAGUUGGCACGCUCAACACGACCAUCACGUGGGUGGAGAUGAUUAGUAUGCUCGUCUCCUCGCCCAUCAUAUCGGGCUUGUUGAAGGCUGGGAACGCUGCAGGCGGGGCGUGGAUCGGGUUGCCGUUCUUCGCGGCGACUAUCAUUGCCAUCGGUGGUACUGUAGUUGUGUUCUUGUAUCGCGUGCCUCAAGACAGCCUUCGAUGA